AUGGCUGAGUGUCACUCUACGGCAACUCCUGUUGACACUCAUGCCAAGCUCUCUGCUAUGGAUGGUGCACCGGUGUCGGAUGCCACUCAGUACCGUAGCCAUACCGGUGCACUACAGUACCUGACACUGACUCGUCCGGACCUCGCCUAUGUUGUUCAGCAGGUUUGCCUCUUCAUGCAUGACCCACGAGAGCCUCACCUUGUGAUGCUCAAGCGUGUCUUGUGGUAUGUCAAGGGCAUCCUGUUCACCGGGCUUCACAUCGGCACAGGCAGCAUCACCAACUUGAUUGCCUACUCCUAUGCUGAUUGGGCUAGUUGUUCAGACUCUCGGCAGUCCACUUCAGGCUACUGUGUCUUCCUCGGUGACAACUUAGUCUCUUGGUCCUCCAAACGAUAG
Molecule: messenger RNA, 396 nt
Organism: Sorghum bicolor (sorghum)
Lineage: Eukaryota; Viridiplantae; Streptophyta; Magnoliopsida; Poales; Poaceae
Exons: 1
Coding region: 1-396 (131 amino acids)
Source: RefSeq, a predicted model, not a curated record